Messenger RNA from Bipolaris victoriae FI3, 846 nucleotides. RefSeq lists its product as hypothetical. The transcript has 2 exons. Gene Ontology annotation, biological process: proteolysis. Bases 1 to 846 code for a protein of 281 amino acids. Lineage: Eukaryota; Fungi; Ascomycota; Dothideomycetes; Pleosporales; Pleosporaceae. The record is from RefSeq and is a predicted model, not a curated record.
AUGGCACCAUCAUAUGCUGCACCGCAGCCUCCCAGCGAGCAAGGCGAAAAGCCAGUGACAGUGCUAGUCACUGGAUUCGGUCCCUUCCUAACCCGCUUCCCCAAAAACUCCUCCUGGGAAAUCGCCUCCACCCUCCCCAGCCUGCUCCCUUCUUCCCCCACCAACAAAACCCCCAUCCACAUCCAUGUCCACCACGAACCCAUCCGCGUCGCCUACGCCACCGUCCUCAAUCUCGUCCCCAAUCUGCUCCCCCCAGGAAACCCCAUGUACCCGUCCCCAGAUAUAAUCCUGCACAUUGGACUCGCCGCAGGCCGCAACUACUACGCCAUCGAGCAAGGCUCACGGAGCCGCGGUUACGGUAACAUCGCCGAUGUAGAUCGCCAGCGCUUCGACGACGACAGCGCUGAAAAGCAAUUUCCCGCUUCAAAGUUCCCAAGUACGCUAUCGACGAGUUUCGAUACCAAGGAUGUACUCGCGUGCUGGAAGGAGUCCUUGAAAUCUUCAUCUCCCUCCUGUUCUUCUUCUGAAACUGCUAGCAUAAAGGUCCCAGAUGUAAGGAUUAGUACUGAUGCGGGGAAUUUCUUGUGUGGAUUUAUCUAUUAUAAUAGUCUAGCGCAUUACUAUAGUAUCAAGGAGGAUGAGCGGCCCGUCGUCUUUUUGCAUGUCCCCGACUUGACGAGUAGUGAGGACAAGAUGAAGGAGGGGUGGGAGGUUACGGUUGCGUUGAUCAAGGCGCUCGUGGAGAGUAGGCGUAAGGCGGGGGGUGUUAUUGUGGAUGGGGAGAGACAGAGUCAAGAGGCGCAGGAUGGGACAGAUGGAGUGCAGACGGAUAACAAUUUUGCUUAG